AUGCUUCUAACAUAUCACUUAAAAUCUGUUGAUACCAGCAACGUUUACGAUUAUGCAAACCAAACUAGCGAUAACGACAUACAUAUAAAUUCUGAUAACAUUAAAAUUAAUCAAUUAAACGGUGACAAAAUAAAUGUGUUAUCCAAAAAUAUAACUAAAACAUUCAAUAAUGAUCAGACAAAGAAAAAAAAUGUGUCUAAUAGCACUUCAUCUGUUCCGCUUAUGUCAACGAGCGUUAAUAAAUCAAACAAAGAUCUAAUCACUUUUUCGCUGUUUGUGCAGAAUUUAACUGCACAAGAAAAAUCUAUCGAUGCAAGUGUAAUAGCAAAUCUUCAUAAUUCAAUUAGCAAUGGAGAUAUGGAAAAUUUCAUAUUAAAAUAUGAAAACAGUUGUGAAAAAUGUAUGCUAGAUUUUGUAAAAGAACAAAUUAUGUUUUGGUCUAUAAAUGGCAGCGUCAAAGAGUCAGCCACCCAUUUUAAUGCAGUUGGAUAUUUGGACUUAUCCUACCGGAAUUUUACAAAUGAUCUUAGGUUGUAUGCAGAAACAAAAAUAUACAUUUACAAAAAUACACCAAAUAUAGAAGCAUUUUCAGCAGCCUAUAACAACCUCAGAUACGUUCCCUUCAGCACUUUAACUUUGUUAAAACCUCAUCUGAAAUAUUUAACCUUACGAGGAAACAUUUUUGCUGCUUUCAAAGGGAAAAAUGAAGAUGAUAUUCGUUGGGCGACAUUUCCAGUAUUGCCACAACUUUUCGAGUUGGAUCUUAGUAGCUGCAAUAUCGAAUUUUUAACUGCAAAUAUAUUUCGAAACAUGACAAAGUUACGUAAGCUUUUUAUAUCACACAAUAAAAUGAUGACUAUUCCAUCCGAUACCUUCCAAUAUAUAAGUGGACUUCAAUAUUUGGAUCUAUCUUUUACAAAUGUUUUAGACUUUAAUUAUAACUUGCCUUUGCCUACAAUUGAAGCUGUUAUUAACCUAAUUUAUGGAGUAAAAAUUCAAAAACUUACCUUUAAGUUCUUACCGAACUUGUUAUACCUGGAUUUGGGACAUACAAAAAUAACCAGAAGCAGUGCUGUAGCUUUCGCUCAUUUAAGUGAAAAACUGAAGUAUUUAAGUUUAUGCUACACCUCAUUUCCAAUGGUUGGAAGUGCUAUUUUUAAAAAUACAGCUUUAGUUGGAAUUGAUCUCUCUGGUAAUCCAUACGCUUCAUAUAAUAUAAUUGAUGAUGCAUUUGAUGGCGUUGCAGAUACGUUAAAAUAUUUGUUCUUUGAAUCAUCUAAUAUAAAGGAUUUAAACUGGUUAAAGGGCUUACGACAAUUAAAUGUUCUCGGCUUAUCUGGUAAUAAUUUAAAUACUAUUACGACAGAUGUAUUUAAUACACUUAAAAACUUAAAAUUUCUUGAUUUGAGUGCAAACUACAUCGGAAAUUGGUACACUCGUGCAUUCACUGACAAUCUAAAGCUAAGGGUAUUAAAUCUUCGUGGAAAUAAUAUUAACAUAUUAACAUCAGAAAUGUUAAAGGAUUUUCAGUUAUUGGAUUAUCUUAGCCUUGGUGACAAUAACUUUGUUUGUGAUUGUCUCUUGCGAGAAUUGGUUGAUAUUUCUGCAGCCAAUAAUAAAGAAGCGGAAUGUGCCCGUAAUUUAAUUGAAGACGCUCAAGAUUUUAUAAUAAAAAACUCAAGUUUCAUUAAUAAAUACAUAUCAUCAAACUUAACUCUUGGUAUGCGAAGUGUUAUGGGAAGAACAAAUUUCGCGACUAAUUACACUCUUAAUGCAAAUGAUUUCAUAGAUUUUUCUCAUUAUAUAACGAAAAGAUAUUUUACUUCAUUGAAUCGCAGUUUUCAUAAUAUUAAGCAAUAUGAGAUUGCAAAAAAACAACAAAAAUUUCGUGUUAUUCCCCAUUUUUUUCGAGUGCUGCGAUCUGACACUUCCGCUCAAUGUUCAGGUUCUGAACCAGUUUACAUAUAUGAUAAAUUGAAUGGCACAACUCUGAAAUUUCAGCUGCUAGAUUAUGAAGACACAGACUAUUAUUGUUUUAAUGAAACACAACGAAUGAAUUUCGGUGAACUUAAUUGCGUUUCUCAGGUGUUUGAAGAUUUAACUGACCGAUUACAGACUCUUAUGAAAACUAUUAUAGUUUGUGUUUCUACUUUAUUAGGACUAUCAUUACUUGGUAUAGUGAUAUACUACAAACGGUGGCAUAUUUAUUAUUAUUACUCAUCACUUAAAUCGGCAGCACUAGUAUCAGAAGUUACUAAAGAUAAUAUUGAUAAAUUGAAUGCUUUGGCUAUAAACGAUCCUAAUCUUGUAUACGAUAUAUUUAUAAGUUAUUGUCAAAAUGAUCGGCAAUGGAUUUUGGAGGAAUUGUUGCCAAAUGUAGAAGAAGUCGGUGACCUUUCCAUUUGUAUGCACGAACGAGAUUUCGAGGUUGGGAUGACAAUUCUGGACAACAUAAUUUCAUGCAUGGACCGUUCUCGAGCAAUGAUGUUAAUUAUAUCUAGUAAUUUCCUUUUAAGUCAUUGGUGUCAAUUUGAGAUGUAUUUAGCUCAACAUAGAAUUUUUGAAGUCAAUAAAGAGCAUUUAAUACUGGUAUUUUUGGAAGAUAUACCACGUAACAAAAGACCAAAGAAUCUGCAAUAUCUAAUGGAAGUAAAAACGUACAUUAAGUGGCCAUCGCUCUCAGAAUGUAAGCAGUCAGAUUCUGAAGAAUGCAAAAUGUUUUGGAAACGAUUAAAAAAGUCAUUACAAAGAAUUGUAUCUACACCUAGAUAAUUGCAAUUCACCCGACUUCAUUUUAUUUGGUUAUACAAACUUAAUUUAACAUUAGUAUAUUUAUUGUGAUAUCAAUUUUAUUGUUAACCCAUUUGACUAACAUAGUGGAUGUUCAAAGUUUUGAUCUCUUAGAAAUUAGAACGUCCUAAAAUUAUUACCUGAUUUUGUCCUGCAUUAAUGCAAGACAAAAAAGUUUUCCUUCUUUCUUAUUUUUAAGUACAUUGCUCAUAAACUUCAAAAUAAAAAUGCGGAAUCAUCAUACUAAUUUUUCUUUCUGCGACUGUUAAAAACAUUUACUUACUAAAAGAGUUCAAAAAAGGCGCGUUAUUUCUUCCUAAACAUGUCUUUCGGCACUAUGUAAUGACAUAGUUACAUCAAAUAUGAGUUCAAAACAAGAAGCAU
Molecule: messenger RNA, 3174 nt
Organism: Teleopsis dalmanni
Lineage: Eukaryota; Metazoa; Arthropoda; Insecta; Diptera; Diopsidae
Gene: Toll-9
Product: toll-like receptor 2
Exons: 5
Coding region: 1-2772 (923 amino acids)
Biological process (GO): toll-like receptor signaling pathway; inflammatory response; immune response
Cellular component (GO): membrane
Molecular function (GO): transmembrane signaling receptor activity; protein binding
Source: RefSeq, a predicted model, not a curated record